AUGGUGGAUUGGGGACAUUCAUCAACAACAGAACACCUCUUACCAACAACCCUAGGAGAGUCGAGAGCCUCUCUUCGGCCUUCAGUACUUGCACAUAUCACAAGAAGUACAGAUUAUUCCUCAAUGUUAAGCCCGCAUUCAACGAGAGCUGAGACCAGCAAGGCCUCAAUGUUUUCAAUCUUCUUCUCCAAAAGAAAUUUUACGGUUUGUACAUAUGCAUUCAUAAUUUCUUUCAUUACAUGUACCAUCUUGGUUUUCAACCCUUCUCUCCCUUCGAUUCCUUUUGGCCUCAAAAAUCUUCUUCAUACCUCUCCUCAGACCCCAAACUCUGAUUGGAAACGCAAAUCCUUACCACAGACUGAUGAGAUUGGAAGUUUGAAAGGAAAUGUGGGGAUUGAUCAGAAGGGAUUUCAGAAUGGUCAUGAUCAAUCUUCUGGGGAAAAUGGAGGAAUGAAGAAAAAUGGAGAGAUUGGAACAGAUAAUCACAUUGGUAUAGCUCAACCACCAAACACUAACAAGGAAAAUGCCGAGACUGAAAGGGAUAAUCAUAUUGGUACUGCUCAAUCAUCAAACACAACUAAGGAUAAUGCAGAGACUGAAAGGGAUAACCUUAUUGGUACAGCUCAAACAUCAAACACUACCAAGGAAAAUGUGGAGACUGGAAGGGAUCAUCAUAUUGGUACUGCUCAACCAUCAAACACUACCAAGGGAAAUGUAGAGACUGAAAGGGAUCAUCAUAUUCCAUCAAACACUACCAAGGGCACUGUAGAGACUGAAAGGGACCAUCAUAUUGGUACCCCUCAACCAUCAAACACUACCAAGGACAAUGUAGAGAUUCCAAGGGAUGAUCAUAUUAGUACUGCUCAACCAUCAAACACUACCAAGGAAAAUGUAGAGACAGAAAGGGACCAUCAUAUUGGUACCCCUCAACCAUCAAACACUACUAAUAAGGGAAAUGUAGAGACCGGAAGGGAUUUUGGUACUCCUCAAACAACAAACACUACCAAGGAAAACGUAGAGAUUGCAAGGGAUGAUCAUAUUGGUACUGCUCAGCCAUCAAACACUACCAAGGAGAAUGCAGAGAUUCAAAAGGAUCGUCCUAUUGGUACUGCUCAACCAUCAAAUACUACCAAGGGAAAUGUAGAGACUGAAAGGGAUAAUCAUAUAGGUACUGCUCAACCAUCAAACACUACCAAGGAAAAUGUAGAGAAAGUUGAGGGUUCUGAGAAAAGAAAUGAGACAAAAAAUGUUGUGAGCUCAAAUUCUUCUUCUAAUGAAAAAGAGGAUACGAACAAGAAAGGGAAACAAACAAGGUUGGAGUUGAAGAAUGACUGUGACCUAUUUGAUGGAACGUGGGUGAGAGAUGAUUCUUACCCACUUUAUGCUGCAGGAACUUGUCCUUACAUAGAUGAGGCUUUCAAUUGUUUCCCUAAUGGUAGGCCUGAUAAUGAUUACGAGAAGUAUAGAUGGCAACCGAAACAUUGCAAUGUUCCGAGGUUGGACGGUAGGAAGAUGUUGAGAUUAUUAGCGGGAAAGCGUCUAGUUUUUGUAGGCGAUUCUCUCAAUAGGAAUAUGUGGGAGUCUUUGCUUUGUGUUCUUAGAAAUUCAGUGGAAGAUAAGAACAAAGUUAAUGAAGUCUCCGGUAGGAAAGAGUUUCGUACAGAGAAGUCUUACUCUUUCAUAUUCCAGGAUUAUAAUUGUUCAGUAGAGUUCUUUCAAUCACAAUUUCUAGUUCAAGAAUGGGAAGGGAAAGACAAAAAUGGAUCCAAGAAGGAAACACUUCGCAUUGAUUUAAUGGAGAGUGCCGCGGAUAACUACAAAGAUGCAGAUUUUCUCAUCUUCAACACAGGUCAUUGGUGGACUCAUGAGAAAACUUCCAAUGGGUUGGGUUACUAUCAAGAGGGUGACCAUGUCUAUGAUGAGUUGAAUGGUGAAGAGGCAUACCGGAGAGCUUUAAGUACAUGGGGAAGAUGGUUGGAUACCAAAGUAGAUCCUAAAAAAACAGCAGUUUUCUUCCGGGGCUAUUCACUUUCUCACUUUAGGGGUGCCGCAUGGAACGCUGGAGGGAAAUGCGACGGUGAGACGAAGCCAACUACAGAAACUGAAUACGGAGGAGAAUAUCCAUCAUACGUGAAGAUCUUCGAGUCGGUAUUGGAGAAGAUGAAGACUCCAAUUCUGUAUCUGAACAUCACAGCAAUGACUGAUUUCCGGAAGGAUGCUCAUCCAUCGUUUUACAGAAAGCCCAACUUAACUGCAGAGGAAAGACAAGCGACUUCAAUACAGGAUUGCAGCCACUGGUGCCUACCCGGUGUGCCUGAAACAUGGAACGAGUUACUAUUUGCUCAACUCCUUAGACGCCACAAGCAACAGAAGAAGAAGAAGCAACAUAUAUAAACAGAAGCAUCAGCAAUAGAGUCAGAGGACUCCCUUUUGAACAUGGAGAA
Messenger RNA from Fragaria vesca subsp. vesca, 2444 nucleotides. RefSeq lists its product as uncharacterized. The record is from RefSeq and is a predicted model, not a curated record. Lineage: Eukaryota; Viridiplantae; Streptophyta; Magnoliopsida; Rosales; Rosaceae. Bases 1 to 2394 code for a protein of 797 amino acids. Gene Ontology annotation, molecular function: O-acetyltransferase activity. The transcript has 5 exons. Gene Ontology annotation, cellular component: Golgi apparatus.